GGCGCCCGCCGCGGCAACGCUGUAAGAUCGGCGCCGGUGCAUCUUCAAACUCCGGGUGUGCAGCGUCGGAAGCCGAUGCCCUGCGGCGGGCUGUACGGGAACCGGCCGACGGUCAUCCGACGCGGCCCCACUUGUCACAGCAGCUGCCGUGGUUGAAGUGGGCUUCGCACGCCGUGUGGCCGCCGCCGCAGUGCAACUUCCGAGAUGCAACCACCGCCGCGAAAGGUGAAGGCCCACACACAGCUGAAAAACAUCCAUAAUGAGCAGAUUACAAAACUACAAACAAAACACCAACAAGACGUCGAGCUGCUCGAGGAUCUCAGGAACUUCACGAAGAUCCGGGCUACGGUGGAAAAGGAAUACGGAAAUGCUCUGCUCAAAUUGGCGACGACGUACCUGCAGAAGAAGCCUCCUCCUGGUGUUGAGAUCAAAAGCGAAGACAGCGAGGAGAAAAAGACCGUGUACGGCGUGUGGCGUAUGCUUCUGGACGAGACCGAAAAGAUCGCCAAGGCACGGCUGGCCGCUGCAGAGGUUUUUUCACAGCAAAUAUCGGAAAAUGCCAAAAACGUCCGGGCCAACAAACUACACGUGGCCAAGAAGUGCUUCGACAACCUGCGCCGAAUCCAGGACGAAGUGCAACAGUGCGUGCAGGAGGUGGACAAGACCAAGAAGCUGUACUUCGAGGAAGAGCACAUGGCGCACGAGGCACGGGACAAGGCGCACGAUGCGGAGGAAAAGCUGAAAAAGAAGAAAGGCCGAAUAUUCCAGUCAAUCACUUCUCUGCAAAAGAGCAGCCAAAAAUUCUCGUCCCGAAGAGAAGCGUGCGACAUCCAGUCGACAAAAGCCCGCAACGACUACAUACUCGCUCUGGUGGCGGCCAACGCUCACCAGUCCAGGUUCUACGAGACGGACCUGCCCGACAUUCUGCAGUCGCUAGAUUGCGAUGUCUCGGAAAAAGUGAAAGACUACAUCCAACUCAUGAGUCGGACGGAGCUGCUCACUGUCACCGCUUGCAACUCGUCAUUUUCCAGGAUCCUCGAAGACGCCAAUCACAUUACACGGCAGUACACCGUGGAAUGCUUCCUGCAGGAAAACCAAGUUCUAGGAAAGCCUAUUAAAUACGAGUUUGAUCCAUGUGACAACGACCAGGUGCGCACCAUCUGCACGGAGCACCACGCGGACAUCUGCCUGAGCAAGGAGGCCAAGAAGUGGUCCUCGGCCUACAUGAAAGAGUGCCGCACACUGCGCGACGCCAACAAGGAGCUCAACAGGCUGCUCGGACAAAUCGCCAAGGGAGAAAGGACCAUGGAGUCAUCAACGGGUGAACAGGAAGACGUAGAGCAGAAACUCGAGGACAUUAGAAACAGCAUCCGCAAAGCAGAGACAAGCAAAUUGAAAGCCGAGGCACGCUUGGAAGCGUUGAGGGAAGGUGGAGUGAACGUGGACGAGUUCCUCAAUUCGCUGGACAUCGACUCCCUCCAGAUCGAAGACCUGAGCCGCAAAGGCAGCACCGCAUCCCGUGGGAGCCGCAAGAGUUCGCGCUCAGAUCUAAACUACGAGGAACCGAACGAGGCGGAGUAUUACGAGGGAGACUUCGAGAGUGGAUCCUUUCCGGAGACGUCCGGAGCGCCAGCGCCAAUGAGUGUCGGUUCGGACGAAGCCGCCCAGGUCAUGGCUGCCGCCUCGUCGGCACAGGGCGGCGCCUUGUACGACCCGACUGCAGUGAAAUGGGACGAGCCCGAGGUGCCAGCUGUCGACGUCGGCAACCUGGAGGCCUCCGGUGAACUGCCAGCUACCGAGGAAGAAGGCGAGGAGUAUAUGCGUGCGGCAGAAGAACGCGAGGGCUCGCUCAGAGUGGCCAUCAAGUGCUUCGCACUCUUCUCCUACGAGGCCGCCAACCCUGACGAGCUAAGCUUUGUGGAGCAAGAAGAAAUGGAGAUCGUCUCCGAGGGAGACGGGGAUGGAUGGAUAAAGGCGCGGAAUUACAAAGGGGAAGAAGGCUACAUCCCACAAAACUACGUGGAGAUAGCAGAAAACCAGACGGCGGGGGCAUCCGGCGAGUCCUUUUCGAGCGUCGACUACCGUGUCGAGACGAGCGGCGACGUCGACGGCGAGACUAUCUUGGCCGCCGACCCCGAGGGCGCCCAGGAGGAGGCUGUGGCGAGCGGCGAACCUCCUGCCGAGGCAGCAGAGGAGCCGUUCGUGCCACCCGCAGACUUCCCGAACACUUUGGCUCCUCCCGGAGAAGUGCGCCUUAGCACCACGUAUUGCCGCGCUAUCUAUGACUACGAACCGACGUGCGACGAUGAACUGGGCUUCGAGGAAGGCCAGGUGAUUCCGCAUUCUGCGCACCGUAGUGCACGACGGAGUCGACGACGGCUGGUGGGAGGGAGAGCUGGACGGCCGCACCGGCAUCUUCCCUUCCCUCAUGGUCGAGGCGCUCAAGAUCACUGGAGAGCCGCAGACCCCGAUGGAGGACCCGAGUAUGGACACUGUGCCGCCGCCUCCAGCAUUCACGCCACCGAAGCCCUCAUUCCUCGUUGCGCCGUCUCAAGUCAUACUCACGCAGCCAACGCCAGACCAAGAGCAGAGUGGAGAAGCAGAGCAGUCGGCAGAGCCAGGUUGCAGAAGACACUGCGCCCGCGGCUGAAGCCUUUGAGACCACCGACGCCACCGCACCAGCAAACGGUGACCGUGGUCAUCGACUCACCGGACGAGCCGCCGCGCGAGUUCGGCGACAGCGAAGACGAGGACAUCACUGACCGGGUGUCCGUCGUCGAAGCGCCGGUUGAGACGACGCUGGCCUCAGAGCCGACCGAAGACGGAAAGGUGGCCGAGGUCGCGGGCGACGCCAAGGCGGAGAACGAGAGCAGCCGAGAUAACCAGCCAGAUGAUGGUUCCGUUGCUGCGUCGUCGGAAGCUGCUGCUGGUGCCGAUCUUGGGGAACCACCCGAAGAACUUUCGAAAGAAGACCAGGCAAAUAACAAUGCGACCGACUGAAUGUAUCCUAGCCGAAUGUACCAGUGAACGACGGCCUCGUCUGUGUGUUGAACGUUUCAAACAGUGAUCGAGGCUUGAUGCUGUGUGUGCGCGCUUCGCUCUGUAAGAAGCGAUGUUAUGCUGGCGGACGGGCCUUACAGCGCUGUCUAGCCAGAAGUCGUUUUGUUGCGCUUUCUAAGGUGUGCGCUGAAAUUGUAGGAAAGCAGUUUCAAAGUUAAGCCGUUCAAUUUAACAUCUUUCUAUGAAUGUGUUUUAACGAGAUACACUAUGAUAUGGUCAUCAUAAUGAGCAGUUACAUUUCAAAAACUGACCUCCUCCCCUCUUUAUCUCCAUGGCCGUGUCUUUUAAGCGCUAGGCUGAAGCAGAUUUGCAUAGGGAAAACCAGGUACUUCUGUCGAUUAUUCAGAAAAAAAGACGAUACAGCAUUACGUGGAACAAGGGGCGUGGCACUUCUUAUUGUAAGGCCAUUAGCAAAAACGCAAAAGAUAAAACAUAAACGUGACUGGCGAAAGCUCUGCGAGAUGAAAAAUUUUCUAUUGCGCACUCGUCAUAUACAGCGCUAUUCGGAAAGUUAAUCUAACUUAUAUAAUAUAAGCUCUCAAGAACUGGUAUACUGUGAAGUUGUAAAGGCAUUUAUGAAGGAUAUAAUCGGGAAAGGGGAAAUUCGAAUGCGCACCGCACAAAAUGCCGCGCAAACUUCUAUACCGCAUCCAAAGUACAGAUCAUAGAUGCGUCAAAUUACCAGGCCUUGAUCCAGCGCAAAGCAAAUAUUCCAUCGUAUAGCAAAGGAAGAAUUGAAUACGGCUACUCCAGUGUCUUCUACAGUGAAGAAGAUUUAGGCAAUAUGUUUCAAAGCACACCAACGUCUGCAAUAGGAAAAAAAAAGUCACAGCUCUGCCGCAAAGGUGGAGCAAUGAACGCGAUAAAAACAAAUUGGAAGGUCACGCGCAGAAUGGUCAGUAGAUCGAAACGUUCCCUGCGUUUCUCAUGCACAAAUGACGCACGAAACGUACUCUCAAGUAGAGAUGAACGCGAAUAAGCGUCUCAGUUGUUACUUCGCCGACGCCGGCGGCAAAAUCCAGCCGAGUGUCCAUAAAAUUGCUAUCGCAAUGAAAGUGACUAACUGGACUCGUCAACCUUCCGUUCUUCCUUUUUCCUCGUCCUGGUCCCACUGUGCUUCACUCGAGAGAGUGCGCACUUGAGUAGGUAUAUUGGCAAGCAAAGCGGCGCUUCCCGACAUGCUACUUCGAAAGUGUUGAAUUCAGUAAGGACCAAGCUUCGGAUUUGCACUUGUUGGUCGGUGUCAGGAUUAGAUAAAAGGAUUCGUUCUGCUUUCUUUGUGGAGCCGACUGCUCGUCUAGCCACGCGUGCAAAGUGAGGAGGCCAGCCACACACAGAAGCACUAUCGAUUUUUGCUAUAGUUUUCCAACAAUGUUGCCUUUAUUAUUAUCAAGUCUGUUUUGCUUAAUUAUUACUGACCCAGUACUAUGUAGCGAGCACCUCUAUCAAAGAUGCCUCCACGCAUAAAGCUGCAUAACUGUGUAAUUUAACUUUUCACUUGCCUAUGAAGCUUUUAUGUUGGCCACAUCUCCACGGAAGUAUCACAUUCACAGUAUCCAAACUUGUUGUCUUGUUGCUUCAUUCUUAUAGAGACAUUUAACAACAUGUGCUGUAUCACUAAUGAGGAGGAGUAAAAAAUAAGGAAAACGAAAGUCGGGCUGCUGGCCGAUUUACUUUCAGGCUUGGUAUUCAAGCCUGCCGAAUCAUCAAAAGACGUUCACCAAGUCUAUGAGAAUAACCUUUAGUUUUUAGUGCACUAUAAUGUGUAAGGCAAUAACGGGGACAUUUCUCACAGAAAAUAAAACAAGAACCUCCGUUUACAGAGAAGUAACAACCCUUUCAAAGUGCCCAAUGUUGGUAUGUAUUUUAGAAAUGUUUUUGAUAGCUUGGUAUGUUGCAAAGCUCGUAAAUUUGUCUGCUGCUCCAGUCAGUGGCUUAUCGUUUACAACUGUAACGAACUAUCACUGGGGCAAAAUGAAGUGUGAAAAUAUUAUCGCUUUUAUGAGCGAGCAAGACAAUAUUCUCAGUCGCUCGCAAUGCAGGAAACAGAUCGAUGGCGUAUUUGUUGUUUUCAUUCUGGGGAAACAUGCCAGUUAGGUUUGUAAAGCCGGUCUCACCCGCUGCAUUUAUUUGUUGUAUAAUAAUAAUUUAUGGUCAGUUGGAUGACGUCCUAUAUAAAAGAUCAGGCGCGAAUAUAUCACACUGAACCAGCCUUCUUGUUUCCGGUACUAAAUUUCAGUUUGAUAAGGGGAGCGGUGUUGCGGGUAUGAAUUGACCAUUGGUUGGAAGUAUAGAUGUAUUUCGAAUUACAAGUUUUCCAGCCUUAUAGUUGUUGAUCUUUAUUUACUGGCUCAUAUUUGCUGUUGAUCUGUAAAUAGGAACAGACGAAGCCGCCACUGUUCGAUGUGCAUAUAGAAAGUAUGUGAUGUGUUGACUGCGGAUUGCACGACACGUCUCUGUUUGACCGUUCCGGUUAUUGUCCCUCACAGAAUAAACGCUCCUAAGUUCUUUUCA
Molecule: messenger RNA, 5574 nt
Organism: Rhipicephalus microplus (southern cattle tick)
Lineage: Eukaryota; Metazoa; Arthropoda; Arachnida; Ixodida; Ixodidae
Gene: nwk
Product: FCH and double SH3 domains nervous wreck
Biological process (GO): regulation of actin filament polymerization; neuromuscular synaptic transmission
Cellular component (GO): recycling endosome; neuromuscular junction
Molecular function (GO): protein binding
Source: RefSeq, a predicted model, not a curated record